Messenger RNA from Teleopsis dalmanni, 2132 nucleotides. Its product is annotated as ubiquitin-associated domain-containing protein 1-like. The transcript is spliced from 8 exons. The coding region runs from base 315 to 1916 and encodes 533 amino acids. Gene Ontology annotation, molecular function: protein binding. NCBI's taxonomy places the organism in Eukaryota, Metazoa, Arthropoda, Insecta, Diptera, Diopsidae. The record is from RefSeq and is a predicted model, not a curated record.
UACAAUUAAUCAAAAUGACCAGCUUGAAUACGUAUUUUAAUUAAAUGCGAUACAAUUAUAUGUUACAAUAAAUCAAUGCCUGCUCAAACAGGCUAUAAGAAGAAAAAAUGUAGAAAUAAUGAUAUUGACUUAUGUCCGACUCAAAAAUAUGUUUUACACAGUUGCUGCCUAAUGAACGAAAGACAACAAUAAUAACAAACUCACAAUCGCUAAAUAUGUUUAAAUUUUCUUGAAAUGUAUAAAAAACAAUUGAAUGGUUAUAACGGACAACUUUAUGUUGGUCCCACAAUCUGUAUAUAUGUAUUACGGUUAUAAUGAUACCUUGGAUGCGUGAAAAAAUUGCAGAAAAACGUGCAAAAUGGUUAGCACGGAGCAACAGAACCGCAAAAGAAAAAAAUUUAAUAAGGAGCGGAUGCGAUAAUGAAGACGCUUUACCGGCGGAUGCGGCUCAUAUCGAAAGAAAUCAAGACAAUCUUAGCACAACAGAACAAAACAAUACAAUUGUCGAGCAGGAUUGUGCUGCACAAUGUAGAAUUAAAACUUCAUACAUUGCAUCUAAUUUAACUUUAAACAAGUUACCAAGGAAUUCUCUAUUGAGACGUUCACGACGUAGUAUAUCAUCUUCAUCGUCCAGUUCCACGAACAAUUCAUCAAGUAAUUCAAACGAUACCGUAAGUGACACAUCACUAACAAAUGAGCGUGUUCGAGUUCGAAUAAUAUGCCCUAGUGCUCGUAUACUUAUUUAUCAGACUGAUGUUAAUAAGCAUCUCUUAGAGAUUAAAAAUGAAAUUAUUAUGGAGUUAUCUGAUGACAUGGCUGCAGUGCAACUGUUUUCGACUGAUUUACGUUUAGUUGCUCCACGAUACAGACUAUUUCGAGCAGAAUUCGAAGGUGUAGAAUUAGACGAAAAUCGAACUUUGAAAUCACUCAACAUAAAAAAUAAUGAUACACUUGUAUUGGUUAUUAAAAGACAUUUCUUAGCAAAUAAUAUGCCUAGUGCAAAGGAUAUGACUCCCCCACGACUGUAUGAGGUUGAUAUGGCAACGAGAAACCUUCCCUAUCGUGUAACAAAUCUACCAAUGAUUGAUGUUAAUGAAAUAUUCCAACAGGCCAAUUUGCAUUUUGAAGUACGAAAAGUUUUAAUAUCACUUGCGCAAGUUUCUGCUAUAAUAGUUGGUGCAAGUCCAUAUGCCGAUCGAAUUAUAGCCAUGCUGAAACAAAAACUUAUAAAUAAACUAAAUGACGAAAAUGAUAUACUGCAGUGCCUUGUUGACAUGGGUUUCACAAAGGAAAGAUGUGAAUAUGCUCUAAAGACUCACAAUGGUGUUUAUGCUUCGGCCUUAGAAUGGUUGAUUCAAACUCAAAACGAUGAUUUGUCAAGAGUAGAAGAAGUCAUGGGUCUUCAGAAAAGUCAAUCAAUUAUGUCCCCCACAAAUAUAGUAACAAAUAAUGAUGUUUUAGAGAAUAUAGCUGCACUUUUGGAAAUUGUUCGAAUAUUUAGUCAUCGUGAUAUGCCACCCAAGCCAGAUACAGUGAACGAGAUCACUGAAAUGGGUUUUGAACGGAAUGAAGUGUAUGCCGCUUUAAAAAAAACUUGUAAUAACAAAGGUGCUGCUUGUGAGUGGCUAUGUGGCAUACGCAGUCCCAGUUUACUUGAACUAAAGGAAGGCUUAGCGCAAGAUUCUCCGUUACUUCAAUCAAUUUUAGAAAUGCCCCAAGUUCAAAUGAGUUUGGGAAAUCCAAAAAUACUUUUAACAUUUGUAUCCAUACUCGAGAAUGAAAGUCUGUUGCGUUUGUGGGGUGGAGAUAGUGAUUCUAGCUCAGUUAUAUCUAACAUACUUCAAAGAUAUCAUGACGUAAAACAUGCUUUAGGCAUGAAUCAAUUUUAUGCAAAUCGCUUUGAAAAUAGUAGCUAAUAAAUUGGCACCUGUAAUUUGUAAAAAGCGGUUAACACACAAAACUGUUUUUGACAACUAUAUAUGGACAACAACCUGAAUGAAGCUAUCCUUAGUGGAAUUAGUGAAAUUUUUUUUUAGUUUUCUAAUAAAUAUAAUCUUGAUAUAUUUGUAUGCAGAUAAUAAGUUCAACUUGCAAAGUUGCUUUAGAGCACAAAAUUUGUAAAUAAAUUCAUA